GCUUGUUUUGAAAAUUCUUGGUGAGAAGAAUUAUUACUAACUUGACUUCUUUUUUAAGAAUAGUACAAGUGGUAUGUCAUCUUCCACGUACGUACUAAUUGUAAUUUGUAAUUGAAUAGUCAAUGCGCGUCCUCUUCAUCCUUGCGUCCUUAUUCCAUGGCCGGCCGGAGAUUCUCUUUCAUGCAAAUAUUAACAAAGCAGUCUUGAUCAUUAAGUAAAACUAGCUAGCUUGCUCCAGUAUGCUGGUUGGUUAAUUACCAUGAAGAAGCUGAUGAAUAUGGCUGUUUUUGAUGAACCACUAACAUUUGUUAUCCUGCGUCUACUUAUUAGCAUCAUCCUCAUCACGUCAUUUGCCGUCCACCCUUCCUUUUGUACUACUACUGCUACUGCUACUGAUCAUGAAGACAUGAAGAACAGCACCAGCAACAACAGUACUCGUAGCGGCUGGAUUCUUGCUACUUGUUUAGCUGAUUAUGGGGUCAACAAUUUCACCCUCUUCCCAAGUUAUCAUCAUCUUGGUCAAGACGCCAAGCUUUAUUACACCUUCCUCGAUUUCUCCAUAACCAACCUUAGGUUCGCCCAACCCUCCGUACCUAAGCCAGCUGCAAUUAUUAUGCCCCAGACCAAAGACCAACUAGUCAACACCCUCCUGUGCUGUAGGGGCAACUUAGGAGGAGGAUCUUUUGAGAUCAGGGUCCGGUCCGGGGGACACAGCUACGAGGGCACUUCCUCAGUUGCUACUGAUGGCUCUCCCUUCGUCAUCAUCGACCUCAUGAAUCUGAACCGGAUUUCUGUGGAUUUGGAGUCCCAAACGGCGUGGGUGGGGGGAGGUGCCACCCUGGGCCAAACUUACUAUGCUAUUUCCGAGGCCAGCAGAGAUCGUGGCUUCUCAGCUGGGUCUUGCCCGACGGUGGGGGUUGGAGGGCACAUCUCAGGAGGGGGUUUCGGUUUCCUGUCCAGGAAAUACGGGGUGGCAGCUGAUAACGUGGAGGAUGCGCUCCUGGUGGAUGCAGCUGGACGGGUCUUGGACAGGGAAGCCAUGGGAGAGGAAGUGUUCUGGGCUAUGCGGGGAGGCGGUGGAGGGAUUUGGGGGAUCAUUUACGCCUGGAAGAUCAAGUUAGUCGAGGUCCCUCGAACCGUGACGGCUUUCACAUUGUCCCGACCUGGCACCAAAAACUACGUGGGGAGGCUUGUGGAGAAGUGGCAGCACGUCGCACCAAAGCUGAGUGAUGACUUUUACCUAUCAGUUACAGUUUCCCUAGCUUCGGAUUCGUCGGAAGGGCUUCCGCCAACUAUCCUAGUAUCAGCGACAUUCAGUGGGCUUUUCCUGGGUACUAAAAGGGAAGCUUUGUCCGAAUUGAUCAAGGUUUUUCCGGAGCUACGUCUCCGAGAAAGAGACUGCAAGGAAAUGAGCUGGAUCGAGUCCGUAGUUUAUUUCUCUGGGUUGGAGCCCGCCGGAAACAGCAGCACCGUGAAAACCUCUCAGCUGAGAGAUCGUUACUCGCCAAACAAAUCAUUUUUUAAGGCUAAAUCAGACUACGUGAGGACCCCGAUUUCCAGGGCCGGAAUAAGGACAGCCCUUGACAUGCUACAGAAAGAACCAAAAGGGUACGUGAUCUUCGAUCCUUAUGGGGGAUUCAUGGAAAGGACCAGCAGCGAAUCCAUCGCUUUCCCUCACAGACGAGGCAACCUUUUCUGCAUCCAAUACAUGGUGCACUGGGAGGAAAAGGACGACCAAGGGAGCAACGGGUACAUCCACUGGAUAAGAGGAUUCUACAGUGCAAUGGGGCCUUUUGUUUCCUCCGCUCCCAGAGCCGCCUACGUCAAUUACCUGGAUCUUGACCUCGGAGUCAUGAACACCAGCAACAGCGACAAAGAAAGUGCAGAUGGCGCCGUGGAAAGGGCCAGAGCUUGGGGUGAGAAGUACUUCUUGGGUAACUAUGAUAGGCUAGUGAAAGCGAAAACUCGCAUUGAUCCCCUCAACGUCUUUAGGAAUCAACAGGGCAUUCCUCCCUUGCCCGCUGCCAAUUGAUUAUCCAAGACUGCCAUGUAUAUCAGUAUAUGUACUACAUAAAUAAUGAUACAGUGCAUUAACAACACGAUUCAAUAAUGUGUUUCUGCUGGAUUAAUAAUAUGAUUCUAUUGAAAAAUUAUUUGGGUCAAA
This is a messenger RNA of Coffea eugenioides, 2164 nucleotides long. Its product is annotated as reticuline oxidase-like. The transcript has a single exon. The record is from RefSeq and is a predicted model, not a curated record. The coding region runs from base 260 to 2032 and encodes 590 amino acids. NCBI's taxonomy places the organism in Eukaryota, Viridiplantae, Streptophyta, Magnoliopsida, Gentianales, Rubiaceae. Gene Ontology annotation, molecular function: FAD binding; oxidoreductase activity.